This is a messenger RNA of Bathycoccus prasinos, 1824 nucleotides long. RefSeq lists its product with no specific name. The coding region runs from base 1 to 1824 and encodes 607 amino acids. Lineage: Eukaryota; Viridiplantae; Chlorophyta; Mamiellophyceae; Mamiellales; Bathycoccaceae. The transcript has a single exon. The record is from RefSeq and is a predicted model, not a curated record.
AUGUUGUUUAAAGAUGCAGACGUCGAGCGGAAGUUCUUCCAACGCUUCCUCUUUGAUGAUGAGAACGACGACGACGACGAAGAAGACAAUAUCGUCGACAAAACGCUGAUAAAAUGGACGCGAGCGCCGAAAACAGUCGCUCGAGCGAGGAAAGAAAUCGUGGACGUCAUCGACGACGAAACGAAGAAUAAGCUGAGGAUCGUUUCAGUCGUGGCAUCACCGUUGGAAAAAUGUCAUAAAAUCGAAGCCACGUGCGACGGGAGCAACGGGGAAGUCUAUCGCGUUUCGGUGCAAAUGAAAACGAACGCGAGUUUUGGUGGUGGUGAUGGUGACGACGACGAGGACAAAAAGAAGAAUGAUGACGUUUUUGAAGAAGUAACGGAGGCGACGUGCGAAUGCGCGCACGCGAACAAACUGAGCGGGAAGACGCGAGGGAGGUGCAAACAUUCGUGCGCGGUUUUGAUGGUUGGUUUAGAUCAUCGUCGUCAAAGUCGGAUUCAGAAGAAGACUUUGAUGAACAACAAUAACUCGCCGAAAGGGAAGGCUUUGGGGGCAAAUGGGGAUUCUUCGUCGGGGGUGACGACGGGGAGGAUGAAACGCGCGAGGAAGCUGCCGAUGUCACUUUUGGGGGGAGGAAAGAGCGGAGACGGGGGAGAGGUUGAGAAGAGUAAGAAGAAUAAGACAGCGAAAGCGACGACUCAGAAGACGAUCCGGGCGGUUCAGACGACGACGACGAAAAAGAAGGAUGAUGACGAGAAGGCGGAUUUUUUGGAGGAUUUGCUGGAUGAUGGCGGCGACGAGGAAGAAGAAGAGGACGAAGACGGGAAGAAAGAAAGGCUGAAAAAGAAGAGGAAGAAGAAAAGAGGGAGAAGAAGAGAGACUUCCUCGUCGGACUCGGAAUCGGAUUUUGAACCGUUCGGCGCUGAAGUGCCGAUGGAACAUCGCAUGCCGACGAUGUCGCAAAGACCGACGCCGCCGAGACGACGACGGGGCAGAAGAGGCGACGCGGACGACGGGGAUGAUGACGAGAUAGAAGACAUGGUGGAGAUAUCCGAUUUUAGCGAUGGCGAAGAACUACCACCGCGACGACCGGCUGGAAUCGAUGGCGUCGCGAAAGCGCACGCGAACAAAAAGACGGCGCUCGAAGCGGCAGAAUGCAUGACCCUGGAGACGUUACGAGCGGCGUGCGAGAGACGCGUCGAGCGAGCCGCAUCCGCCAAAGAAAUAGAAGAAGAAGAAGAAGAAGAAGAAGCAUACAAGGAGAAGAAGGAAAAUGAAGCCGAAGAACAAGUACAAAACCACGAAGAAGAUGGCGUCAUCGUCAUCGACGACGAUGGCGACGAGAUGGUUCUGGGCACGCAAAACAGAUCGCCGGCGCCACCGCAAACAACAACAACUAAAAAAAGUCAACCGAUGACGAUGGAAGAAAUGCAAAAGUUGUUCAUGUUUGGCGGGAGCACAAAAGCCGCUGCUUCUCCUCCAAUCAAUAUUAAAGAGAAGAACACCCACGCGAAUUCUCCUCCAAAAGUGCCCGGCGCGGGCCCUCUCGCGUCCUCCUCGACGAUGCCUCCUAAGAAGAAGAAACCAAAAACCGUCCCAAUCGUAACCACUCAAGAAGACGCCAUCAACUACUUUACCGCCGCCGCUGGGAAAAAAGAAGAAGAAGAAGAAGAAGAAGAAGAAGAAGAGAAGAAACGAAAACGAGCCAAGAAGGCUGUCGUCGAAUACUCCGUCGCCGCCGACGCCUCGCUCAAGGAGAAACCCAAAAAGAGCUUCGCCGCCUUGUUCGAAAACAACAGCUACAGCAGCAGCAGCGACUCCUGA